Molecule: messenger RNA, 798 nt
Organism: Iphiclides podalirius (scarce swallowtail)
Lineage: Eukaryota; Metazoa; Arthropoda; Insecta; Lepidoptera; Papilionidae
Source: the annotation of a GenBank genome assembly
AUGGUGGAGUCUCGAUCGCAUUCGCUUAGGCGCAUCAGCGGCACCAACACGUCCGCCAUGUUGAAUCUGAGAGCUCGCGCCAAUUUCACCAUAGGUAAAAGGAACCUGUCGUACCGCCAGCACUAUAGAGCAAAAUGCACAGUAACAGCUGAAAAGCCCAUUUUAUACGGCGACGUGGCGGCGCCGCCUGUGAGGUUUGUCGCCAUGACAGCCUCUAUCUUAGGCGUAGAACUCGAGCACCGCACUAUAGAUCUAUUCGCUUCGGAAAACAGAACUGAGUCCUACAGGAGAAUUAACCCUCUGCAGAAAGUGCCAGCAUUAGUAUCGGGGGCAGAUAACAUCUGCGACAGUCAUGUAAUAUCGCUGUAUUUAUGCCGAAAGUGGGACCAUUUUAACGUACUGUACCCUAAAGACGCUCUGGCAAAAGCUAAAGUGGACGAGAUGUUGUUCUUCAACUCGUCAACGCUUUUCCCAAUCGACAGUGAGAUUUUUACGAGGUUCUUUUCUGGUACCAAAGCUGGUGAAAGUAAAUGUAACGAAUGGACCAAAGCACUCGAUUUCUUGGAAAAUCGAUUACAUUAUCAUACAUGGCUUGCUGGCGAUAGAAUGUUUCUCUGCGAUAUUUGCGCCGCGUCUACUAUUACUUCAGUGCUGUGUUUAAUUCCAUUAGCGGAUCAUCAUGUAAGAUUGAAAAAGUGGUUAAUAGAAAUCGAAAAACAACCAUUCUUUGAUAUAAAUAAAAAGGGAAUCGAGCGUUUAAUGAAAUUUGUAGAGAUUGCUAAAAAACAGAUUGUAUCU